AGGUUCAGAUUAGUUUGAGACGUAGACGAAGAUGGCCGUCACAACAAAUGCAGCGUUGGAAGGGAAUAAAACAGUGAAUGUGAAACAUACCUAUAACGAAAACAGUUAUUAUUGGCAUAAGUGCAUUGGCAGACCAGUCGACCGGCAACUGAUUGAAAAUAUGCCCAAAGGUAUUUGUAGAAACCUCCUCGCGGAGCCACCGGAAACAGUCAGAAAAUGGUUGGACAGCUUUGACACGAUUAUCAGUGAUUGCGAUGGCGUCAUUUGGCUGAGCGACAAGGUGAUCGACGGCGCUGUGGACACUAUGCGUCACCUCAAAGCGUUGGGCAAAAAUAUUUUUCUUUGCACCAACAAUUCAACGAAAACACGUCAACAGUUGCUCGAGAGAUCGCGCAGCAUGGGCUUCGAUAUCACCACCGAACAAAUUAUCUCUUCGGCACAUUCGACAGCCGCCUAUCUGAAAGCGCGCAAUUUCCAGCGAAAAGUUUACGUGAUCGGCGCUGCAGGCUUAGCCUCAGAGCUGGACGCUGUAGGCAUCAAGCAUACUGGCGUGGGUCCAGAUGUGAUGCCCAGUAGACUGGGCGAAUACUUGGCAUCUGGUUUUCGUAAAGAUCCUGAUAUUGGUGCUGUGGUUGUUGGUUUUGAUGUGCACUUUAGUUUUUGUAAAAUGAUUAAAGCUGCAGUGUAUUUGGAUGAUCCAAAGUGUUUGUUCAUUGCCACAAAUACAGAUGAACGCUUCCCUAUGCCUGGUAUGGUGAUACCCGAUGCCGGCAGCAUUGUGCGUACUGUGCAGACAUUUUCGGGGCGAGAUCCCAUUGUGAUUGGCAAGCCGAAUAGGAGUAUUUGUGAGUGGUUGAUAGAAGAUGGGCGCAUAGAACCGGCGCGUACACUCAUCAUAGGCGAUUGUUGCAGCAGUGACAUACUGCUGGGUCACAAAUGUGGUUUCCAGACUAUGCUCGUCGGUACCGGUGUACAUCAGUUGAAAGAUGUGGAUAUGUGGCAAAAAUCGCAUAGUCCUGAGGACAAGAAACUAAUACCCGAUGUCUUCUUGCCGAGAUUAAGUGAUUUGCUGGCAUUUAUGUAGCUUCAAGUAAGAAGCGUUUGAUCGAUUUAUGGAAUCUUAGCGUAAAAUAUGACUAUAGUAAAUAAAAUAUAAUUGUUUUUAAUUUAUAUAAAUAAGUAUACAAUUCGAAAAAUAAAGCAGAUUAAGCUACAAUAACAUCUGGAA
This is a messenger RNA of Anastrepha obliqua, 1228 nucleotides long. RefSeq names its product glycerol-3-phosphate phosphatase-like. Gene Ontology annotation, cellular component: cytoplasm. NCBI's taxonomy places the organism in Eukaryota, Metazoa, Arthropoda, Insecta, Diptera, Tephritidae. The transcript is spliced from 3 exons. The coding region runs from base 32 to 1084 and encodes 350 amino acids. Gene Ontology annotation, molecular function: phosphatase activity. The record is from RefSeq and is a predicted model, not a curated record.